CUGGGGUUAUGGUACACGUGGUUUUGUUGUCUUGUCUGAGGAGCUGCAGCAUGGCAAGUGACCCGAAACAAGCUAAGCUGGAUGGUGACUGUAGACUUGGAAUUUCUGAAGAUCCUGUUCUUGAUCGUUUUCUUUGUUGGUGUAAGAAGGCUGGAAUUAAACUGUCUUCAAAAGUUUAUAUGACAAAACACGGUACUGUGUCAGACUAUGGCAUGUUGGCUAAGGAAGACAUUGAAGAAGGGGAGGAAAUAUUUUCUGUUCCUCGAACAGCCUUGUUAAGCCAAGAAACCACUGCCAUCCAUGCACUUUUAGAGAAAGAAAAGGAUUCUUUGAAGAGCCAAUCAGGCUGGGUUCCUCUUCUUUUGGCUUUAAUGUUUGAAUACACCAAGACUGACUCUUACUGGAAUCCAUACUUGUCUAUGUGGUCUGACUUUACUGUAAUAGACCAACCAAUGUUUUGGACCAAGGAAGAACGGGAGGCACUACUUAAAGGGACAGGCAUCGCAGAGGCUGUCGAGAAAGACCUGCAUAACAUUGAAAGAGAAUAUAAUGACAUUAUUCUGCCAUUCAUCCAGACACAUUCUGACCUUUUUAAUCCAGAGAAGCAUAUGCUAGAGCUCUAUAAGAGUCUUGUUGCUUUUGUUAUGGCGUACAGUUUCCAAGAGCCUGUAGAUGAUGAUGAUGAUAAUGAUGACGACAGUACUGAUAAGGAAUCUACACUACCGAUGAUGGUACCCGUGGCAGACAUCUUAAAUCAUGUAGCCAACCAUAAUGCCAAUUUGGAGUAUGAAGUUGAUUGUUUAAAAAUGAUAUCAAUUAGGAAGAUCCACAGAGGGGAAGAAGUGUUUAACACUUAUGGGGAUUUGGCUAAUUGGCAGCUGUUGCACAUGUAUGGCUUUGCGGAACCAUAUCCCAGCAACAAAAAUGACACAGUAGACAUACUAAUGACCACCGUAUACAAAGCAGCACUUCAAGCUGCCAACUCAGAUGCAGAGCGCAGUAUACUGAGGGAUAAAUGGGACCUAUUGUGUCAUCUUGAUAUAACAAGUAAUGAUGGAGCAUUUGUGUUUGGCUGUUCUGGAUCACUGACUGAAGAAGAAUUGUAUACUACACUUAAGGUUUUAUGCAUGUCUGAAGAGCAUUUUAAAGAUUUUAAGGAAAACAAAGGCUGGGAAGAAGCAGAGGACAAUGAUGAAGAGGUGAUGGCGAUGUCUCUCUCCAAUGAAGGAAUACCAAAGCUGAGCUUUCCAUUUAAACAGCUUCUCUGGAACAGCUUGGUGCUCUCUGUCCAGCUUUACUCCAGUGAUUUAAAAGAAGACAUUCAGCUAAUUCAAAAUAUGGGUACGAAUGUAAAGCUCAAUAGGCGGGAGCAGUGGGCUCUUUAUGUUCGUUAUGGACAGAAGGUCAUUCUCUCCAAUUUACUACAAAUGACACAACCCCAUUGAUACAGAUUUAUGGACUCUAGUAUUACUUAGUUCAAAGAAAUUUCAUUUACUGGAAGAUCUUGAACAAAUCUUAGAGAGAUUUAAGGAUAACAGUAUCAAGUUUAUUGUCAUAUGUAUGUAGUACAAUGAAAUUUGUACUUCCAUGUCUCCUCAGAACAGUUGACUAAACAAAUACUAUGCAACAUAUAGUAUAUGUUCAAUUUUA
Messenger RNA from Polypterus senegalus (gray bichir), 1650 nucleotides. It is a transcript of the gene setd6, whose product is annotated as SET domain containing 6, protein lysine methyltransferase. Gene Ontology annotation, cellular component: nucleus. The transcript is spliced from 9 exons. NCBI's taxonomy places the organism in Eukaryota, Metazoa, Chordata, Cladistia, Polypteriformes, Polypteridae. The record is from RefSeq and is a predicted model, not a curated record. Bases 9 to 1445 code for a protein of 478 amino acids. Gene Ontology annotation, molecular function: protein-lysine N-methyltransferase activity; protein binding. Gene Ontology annotation, biological process: peptidyl-lysine monomethylation.